AUGGCUCCUAUCAAAAACGCUACUGAGGAAGGAACAUUGGCAGACUAUGAGUUGGAACAGUUUUACCCAGUGCACAUUGGGGAGAUAAUAAAGUCUCCGACCACAGGCUACAAAAUCAUCGGCAAGCUGGGUUAUGGGAGGUAUUCCACUGUGUGGCUUUGCCUUGAGCUCAGUGACAAUACAUUUUAUACGAUUAAGAUCGCUACUAAACACAAUGGCGGCCGCCGCGAAGCAGAGAUUUAUGAGCACAUUCAGGCUCUUGGCUCCCAGCACGUCGGAUGCAAGCAUGUAAGGAAGCUACUCGAAGCAUUUGAGCUCCCUGGCCCGCACUACUGCCUCGUUCAUAACCCUCUAGCGAUGAGCGCCGACGAGUUCCAGGAAACUUUUCCUGACAGUCAAUAUCCACCUAUAAUUCUCAAACCUCUCAUAAGCUGUCUCCUUAUGGCCCUCGAUUUCUUGCACUCGGAGGCAGGCGUCAUCCACACAGCCCGGAACAUCCUCCUCGGCCUCGGAUCUGCUUCCCCCGUCCUAGACUUCGUGGCUGCCGAAAUAGAACAUCCAAGAGCACGCAAAGUCAUCGAUGAGCGCCGCAGCAUCUACUCCUCUCGGGCCCUCCCCAACACCUUCCCACCCGGGCACCCAAUCCUCUGCGACUUCGGGCACGCCAUCAAAGGCUCGCCUGGAGAAAAGCACACCGCCGUAAUCUAGCCCCUGCCCUACCAAGCGCCUGAGGUAAUCCUAGGAAUCGAGUGGGGCGCCGAGGCCGAUAUCUGGAAUUUAGGCGCACUGACGUGGCAGCUCGCAUUCGGAUGCCAGCUUUUCACCGGGACCACUGAGGAUGAGCAGCUCGCAGCCAUGAUCGCAUGUCUCGGCACGCCGCCAGCAGAUUUCGUGCAGCGCUGCUGAGAAGAAGGAGAAGGUGCGCGAUAUUUCGACGAGGAUGGUGUAUGGAGUGGCAAAGAGAUUACGCCUAACCCUAUAGACGAUAUCCUCGAGGGGCCCGAGGUGGAGGCGUUUGUGAACUUGCUGAAGGGCAUGCUGGUAUGGGUGCCGGAGGAGCGCAAGACAGCAGCGGAUUUGAGGCGGCACGCGUGGAUGCAUAGCGGAUG
Molecule: messenger RNA, 1109 nt
Organism: Pseudogymnoascus verrucosus
Lineage: Eukaryota; Fungi; Ascomycota; Leotiomycetes; Thelebolales; Thelebolaceae
Exons: 5
Coding region: 1-708 (235 amino acids)
Biological process (GO): spliceosomal complex assembly; regulation of mRNA processing; protein phosphorylation
Molecular function (GO): ATP binding; protein kinase activity
Source: RefSeq, a predicted model, not a curated record